Messenger RNA from Bursaphelenchus xylophilus (pine wood nematode), 790 nucleotides. NCBI's taxonomy places the organism in Eukaryota, Metazoa, Nematoda, Chromadorea, Rhabditida, Aphelenchoididae. The record is from the annotation of a GenBank genome assembly.
AUGAAGUUGUUGGAAAAUGCAACUCUCGACAGUAUAUGUUCCUUUAUUAAGACCAAUUCCAUGGAUAUUACACUUGAUGUUAGGUGAGAAUUUAAAACUUGUUUUUAUUCGUCUUUUGAUUAUAGGAUAGAGUCUUACUCCUGUAAAAUGGUCUCGACCGACAAGAAAGAAUGGAAGAAGUCUUUUAGAACCCCCGAGGAAGCCAAUGAACUUCAGCCUUUGUCUCCUCCUGAAGAUUCAUUUCUUCAUCAAUUGUCAAGUUCACCCUUUUCUAGUGGAAGGUUGAGACAUUCGUCCGAGGUGAGCUGUAGCUCAGACAACGACAUUGACGAGAACGGCCAGAUUGUGGUGGGAACAGUUUCUCGCAGAACCUUGUUCAACUUGGUUUCGCUUCUUAAUCUCAGUUACAACGACUAUGACUUUUCACAUAUCAAAAGUGAGAGUUUUUCACUUGUCCAACUCAAGGAUUGCAUGAAUAACGUAAAUGACAAAUUCACGGCAGCGGUAAGAAGUUUCUCGAACCACAAGGAUGACUUUUGGAAAGCAAUUGACGUUGAGAUCAAACUGAAGGAAUGUAUUAUUUACAGGUAAUUGAAGACGCUGUAAUAUGUUUUCUUUUAGUUAUAUCCCAGAAUAUUCGAACGAUCCUUUCACCGAAGAUGGCUGCAUUUGGACAUUCAAUUAUCUUUGCUGGAACAAGGUCCUUAAACGGAUAUUGUUCUUGUCCUGUCGAGCAUUGAGGCCAGAGAACCUUGACAUUUCCUCUGAACAGCUAUGGGUGGAUGAAUGA